AUGAGUAUAAAGUUAUCCAAUUUCUUUUCCUUCAUGUUGGAAAACUACGUACAUAUACAAGAGAAAGAUCCAACUUUAGUAAAUCGGCUGUUUGGUUGCGCCCCCCAGGACGACAGGGGUAGACAGGAAUGUAUAGGGAUAAUAGAGGUCCCAGAAUCGUAUAGUGGUCCUCGGCUGCAAUUUCCACUCAAUACUAAUUCUCUUACUAUAAUGAUUGAGGCCUUUAAGAAGCAGCAGAUACUCCAUGCCUAUUAUGUUUUAGAGAUACUGUUCGAAACUAAGGAAGCCAUGAAGCAAAUGCCAAAUUUUACUCAUAUAAGAACUUGUCCCACCAAAGAGAUAACAAUCUGUGGCGAUUUACAUGGAAAAUUAGAGGAUCUCCUUUUGAUCUUCUCCAAGAAUGGCCUCCCCUCAGGGUAUAACCCAUAUGUUUUUAAUGGUGAUUUUGUAGAUCGAGGAAAAUAUUCCAUUGAGAUCUUAAUGAUCCUGUUUGUGAGUUUUCUUCUCUUUGGCGAUGACCUGUGCUUGAACAGAGGAAACCAUGAAGAUUUUUUGAUGAAUAUGAGGUAUGGCUUCACAAAAGAAGUCUUGAGCAAAUAUAAGAUACAUGGGAAAAAAAUCCUACAAGUCUUGGAAGAAGUUUUUGCCUGGCUACCACUCGGUACAAUCAUUGAUGAUGAAAUCCUGAUCAUGCAUGGUGGCAUAUCAGAGUCCACAGAUCUGAAUUUACUCCAUCACAUAGAGAGAAACAAAAUGAAAUCCGUGCUAAUGCCACCAGUUCCAAUGGAUAAAGAUAGUGGUACUGAGACGAAGAAGAAUAAAGGACAUGUGCCUCGGGGAGUCAAAUUAAGUGGAUCACCUUCUGAUUAUUUAACAAAGCAUGAGUGGGAACAGGUUAUCGAUAUUCUGUGGAGUGAUCCUAGAGGGAAACGAGGCUGUUAUCCAAACACAUGUCGAGGAGGGGGCUGCUAUUUUGGGCCAGAUGUUACCUCGAAGUUUCUUAAUAAAAACCGUUUGAAGCUGCUCAUUAGGUCUCACGAAUGUAAGCCUGAAGGGUAUGAAAUAUGCCAUGAUGGGAAGGUUAUUACGGUAUUUUCUGCUUCUAAUUAUUAUGAAGAAGGCAGUAAUCGAGGUGCUUACAUCAAGGUUGGUUUUUGUACAACCCUUCGAUUUUUCCAGUACCAAGUAACAAAGGCAACAUGCCUAAGACCUCUUCAUCAAAGAGUGAACACCAUAGAAAGUAGUGCCAUCAGGAUACUGAAAGAGAGAAUGGUUUCACGAAAAACAGAUCUCAUUCGUAGUUUCCAACUUCAAGACCGAACUAAAUCAGGAAAAAUUUCUAUGGGACAAUGGGCUUUUUCUAUGGAAAACACCUUGGGGCUGAACUUACCAUGGAGAACCCUGAGUUCACAUCUGGUUCUCACAGACGACGAUGGGAAUAUUGACUACAUGACCUGCUUCCACGAUAUUCACAUUCAAAAACCUGUGAAAGAGGCUCAGUCAGCUCUCAUUGAAACUCUGUACAGAUACCGAUCUGACCUGCAAAUCAUUUUUAAUGUCAUUGACUCUGAUCACUCAGGUCUUAUCUCGAUGGAAGAAUUUCAUUCCAUGUGGAAACUUUUUUGUAGUCACUACAACCUUCAUAUUGGUGAUUCCCAAGUUGAUGAGCUUGCUGAAAGAAUGGACUUGAACAAAGAUGGAAGCAUCGACUUUAAUGAGUUUUUAAAAGCUUUCUAUGUGAUACACCAACUUGACAACUUGAGCAGAUCAAACACCCAACUUGCUUAAUAAGAAGUAGAGCUUUCCCUCCUUAUGAACAUAGUCACGAAUACAAUCUUUUGCAGUACCAGUAGUAGAAAGAAGUAGACCCCAAUUUCUGCCAUGAGCAGAUGUGUAAUGUGGGUAUUAGAAGUACCUAGUAAGCUAUUUUGUUAAGACUAGGUUAAAUGUCAGCUCCAGUGGUAGGAAUCACACAUUUCUAGAUAGAAACUGAUUUUGAGCCUAGUGUUGGUCUCUUUGAUGUCCACCUACCAGGAGACCGGAGCAGUUUAGAAACAUACUAAAAGAAAGAAACCUAUAGAACACGGAAAAAAACUACACCAUCUGUAAGUGGCCCAGGAAUAGGAGGAGGAAUACUGAACUACUAAUGUAAUAAAA
Myotis lucifugus (little brown bat) is the source of this 2157-nucleotide messenger RNA. It is a transcript of the gene PPEF1, whose product is annotated as protein phosphatase with EF-hand domain 1. The coding region runs from base 1 to 1788 and encodes 595 amino acids. Lineage: Eukaryota; Metazoa; Chordata; Mammalia; Chiroptera; Vespertilionidae. Gene Ontology annotation, biological process: detection of stimulus involved in sensory perception. The record is from RefSeq and is a predicted model, not a curated record. Gene Ontology annotation, molecular function: protein serine/threonine phosphatase activity; iron ion binding; manganese ion binding. Gene Ontology annotation, cellular component: nucleus; cytosol. The transcript is spliced from 15 exons.